Messenger RNA from Bolinopsis microptera, 2099 nucleotides. RefSeq names its product heterogeneous nuclear ribonucleoprotein K homolog. The transcript has a single exon. Gene Ontology annotation, molecular function: RNA binding. Bases 17 to 1291 code for a protein of 424 amino acids. The record is from RefSeq and is a predicted model, not a curated record. Lineage: Eukaryota; Metazoa; Ctenophora; Tentaculata; Lobata; Bolinopsidae.
UUUAGCGAUUUAACACAUGAUGGCAGAAGCAGCAACUUCGCGAGGUCGAGGUAGGGGUCGUGGUGCCCCUCGCGGAGGUCGUGGUGGUUACGGUCAGAAACGACCUGCUGAAUCCUUCGACUACGAGGACUAUGGUUCCGGAGGUGGGUACACCAAGAAGAGGAAGAUAAUGGACGAUGUGUACAGAUUCCUGGUGAGAGAGGAUCUGGUGAGAGCUGUCAUUGGGAAGGGUGGAGAUCACAUCAGGAUGAUAAAGGAGGAAGCUAAAGCAGCAGGAAUUGAAACCAAGGUGUCUAUCUACGCUCAGGGGUCAAAUGGCGCCCCCCUGAUGGAAGGUGCUGUGGACAGAGUCAUGAGUGUGCAGUCCACCGGGGACGGAUUAGAAAUGGCGCUCACAAACCUCCUGCCAUCAGUGCAAAUCCACCACAACCACAAAUCUUUCAGAGGUGGUCGCGGAGGGGGUGGAGCACCGGGUCAGAAGAGUCAGAAGUUAGAACUCCGUCUACUGGUGCCAGCUCAUUGUUGCAGUGGUAUCAUCGGUAAAGGUGGCUCUGUUAUUAAGCGAAUCAAAGAAGAGACUAACUCCUACAUCCAGGUUUACACUCUUCCCAUGCCGGGCUCAGAGGAACAUUGCGUCAGAAUACAAAACUUUGAAGCUCCUGACCUGAUUGCGACCGCUGUCAAAGUGUUUGAAUCAAUCGCAGAUAUAAAAGGAAAGAACCCGAUAAUCAUGUACGAUCCAAUAUACUUUGAGCAUGGAGAAUACGGUGAUACCGGUAGUUAUAUUGACACAGAGUGGUAUCAGGAAGCACUACGAUCAGGGGUUGCUAAACCCACUCCAUUCAAACAGAUACGAGGAUCAUCAAGAGCCGCCCACACUGCUCCUGCUGCCCCACAUGCUGCUUACACUGGAUAUGAGGAGGAGUAUGAGUAUGGGUAUGAGCAUGAAGGGUACGGUUAUGGGUACGAUGAAGGUUACGGUUACGCUGAAGAGGAGUACGGUUAUGAAGACUACUACGCAUACGCUCCCCCAGCACCCGCGCCAAGAGCACGAGCACGUGGUGCCCCACGUGCACGCUCUCGAGCUGCUCCUCCUUCCAGAGGUUACGGAGCCCCCUCAUCAGCCCCCAGAGGUUAUCCUCCUCGUGGUAGAGGUGCCCCCAGAGGAGCUGCCCCCAGGGGUGCUCCUAGAGGUUACUCAAGAGGAGCACCACGAGCACGUGGAGCUCCCCGCGGUAGAGGAGGUCCUCCUCCAGCUGCUUCCUACGCUCCUGAGGAGGCCGUCGAAUAGACACUUGCUUAUAUUGAUUUUAAACAUCAUGAUCAUCUUUGACAGAAAGCCAUUUAUUUCCCCUACAAGUAUGUUUUCUAUUGUGAGCGGACUAUUUAAACAAUCUCCCAUUCUUCUUACGAAGAUGACGUAUAUAUACUUCUAACUGAGAUGACUCCGGGGGGGAUCAUACACUUAGUACCGGACAUGACGUUGGUGGGUGGGUCAUUUUUUCAUUCUAACAACACUGUUAGUACAUGGUACUAACUGGUGGGUCUACUGCCCAUUUUCCAGAAAAACAGUUAGUACAUGGUACUAAAGGGGGUGUCUAACCCCAAAAAAACCCAUUUUACCUCAAAUUUCAAUUUUGGGAAUGGGUUUUGAGGUUUUUUUAGUUUUUUUUUGGUUUUUUUAAUUUUUAAAAUUUUUAAAAGUCUUCCUUUAAAGUUUAAAUGAGCUCUUUAAAAAAAAGCAAUUUCUGGGUGGGUAUCUUAUUCUAUAUACCAAAAAACAGUUAGUACCACGAUUUUUCGACAGUUAGUACCGCAAAAGGCGGCAAAAGGGGUGGGUGUCUUACGUAUUAUCCAAAAAAACAGUUAGUACCGCAAAGGGGGUGGGUGGGUCUAGUGAAAAAUAUCCAAAACUACACUUAGUCGACGUGAUGUCCGGCACUUGGUACCUGAUCCCCCCCCGAUGACUCGAAUAUCAAAUUUGUAAGGAGCUCCGAAAAUUGUUUAUCGGACGUGCUAAGGUGUGCGUGUUGCCCAAAGCUCUCUAACAUCUUUACAUGUUAAUUUAUAUCUGAUUUAAUAAUUCAUUUUUAAUCCUC